CCACUACAAACAAUGGCCGACCAAACACCCGCCCACCACGACGCGCCCAGUCUUCCCGGCUCACCGCUGCCCAAGAGAACGAAAUACACCGAGCCCGCAGCCAACCUUAGCGUCGCAUCAAUCCUAAACGACCAACAAGCCACUCCAACACCACAAACUGCUCAGCUCCCCAACCCACUAUCCGAAAUGUCAGGCACGAUGAAUGCGACAGCCGGCGGUCCACCAACACAACUUUCGAAUCCGGCAGCAGCAACUCUGCCGCCCAUGUCCUUCGAGCCUCCCCCACCAGCCCUACAAGUCAAGCUCCUUUCUGAAAACGCCAAACCUCCCACUCGAGGCUCUGCUUUCGCUGCAGGCUAUGACCUUUACGCAUCAAAAGAGGCUGUCAUCCCAGCGAAGGGGAAAGUUCUAGUCGAUACAGAUAUCAGCAUCGCAGUGCCUGUGAAUACAUAUGGGAGAGUUGCUCCUCGCAGUGGGCUGGCAAGCAAGCAUAGCAUCGAUGUGGGUGCGGGAGUGAUCGAUGCAGAUUACAGAGGGCCGGUGAAGGUGCUGUUGUUCAACUUUGGGGAGGAAGACUUUAAGGUUGCUGUGCAUGAGAGGGUUGCGCAAUUGAUUGUGGAAAGGAUCUACACGCCAGAGGUCGUCGUUGUUCAGGAGUUGGAAGCCACUGUGCGUGGCGCAGGAGGCUUUGGGUCGACAGGUGGGUUUGGUGGUACCCUGCCACCUCUUGAGUCGUCUGCUCUACCGCAGGUCGGUGGUGCUCCGCCCGCAUGAGAGGAUGGAUGGAACGCAUAGCACAAGUGUUGCGAAGUUCCAGGGCCAGUUGCAGACGAUCUCUGGACUCCGUCGAGCACAUUUUGCGGCAUUAGGGGCAGAUAGCUGCUUGACGUGCCGCGACAGCUUACGGCAUCGCUAUUCAGCAUAUGACCAAGACGAUGCCAAUUAACGAAUUAUUGGGCAUGAGUUCGAAGUGAAAAGGCAAAAGCAUAGGAAGGAAACGAGGCAAAAGUAGUUUCAAUGAAACAUUUCACGAGUUCCAAUCAAAUUGAUUAAUCGGAA
Molecule: messenger RNA, 1059 nt
Organism: Cercospora beticola
Lineage: Eukaryota; Fungi; Ascomycota; Dothideomycetes; Mycosphaerellales; Mycosphaerellaceae
Source: RefSeq, a predicted model, not a curated record